Molecule: messenger RNA, 526 nt
Organism: Prorocentrum cordatum
Lineage: Eukaryota; Dinophyceae; Prorocentrales; Prorocentraceae
Source: the annotation of a GenBank genome assembly
GCCGCCCGCUGCCACUGGCGAGACAGAGCAGCUGAAGGUGGCCGACUCCAACGCCGACGAUGACAUCGCCAAAAUGGCCAAGACGGAGCCCGAUGAUGAGCGGGCCGCGCCCGCUGGCGUCGAUCGGGUCGCGCCCACUGCCGCCGAGAGCAUCGCGCCCGCUGCCGUCGAGCCGUGGCCCGCUGUCGCUUGCAUCAACGCGGUCGGCCAUUUGAGCAAAGACGUUCUCGACGUGGAGCGCGCGUUCAAGGCUGCGCAUGAUGCGCGCGGUCGCGCGCGGGUGAUGCUGCGCCCCGCCGCCGCGGCGAUGCGGCGUUCCUCCGCCGCGGUCGCCGCUGGCCGUCAGAGCGCGGCUCGCUUCGCCAUCGCGAACGCGCUGAUCAUUGAGGAGCUCAACAGCAGCAAGAACAUGGCGUGCUUCCAGAGCUGGUGGUGCCACGCGGCACUGGCGACACUCAGGAAUUCGGGCGUGUCGGGCACGGCGGCCAAGGCAGCUGGGUGCGAGUGGCACGGGAAGGUCAAGACC